This is a messenger RNA of Tilletiaria anomala UBC 951, 1870 nucleotides long. Its product is annotated as glycosyltransferase family 58 protein. The coding region runs from base 192 to 1679 and encodes 495 amino acids. The record is from RefSeq and is a predicted model, not a curated record. The transcript is spliced from 4 exons. Lineage: Eukaryota; Fungi; Basidiomycota; Exobasidiomycetes; Georgefischeriales; Tilletiariaceae. Gene Ontology annotation, molecular function: dol-P-Man:Man(5)GlcNAc(2)-PP-Dol alpha-1,3-mannosyltransferase activity. Gene Ontology annotation, cellular component: endoplasmic reticulum.
CAAAGUGAGACUUGACUGUGCUUUUUCAGCUAUACCUUGAAUAAGCGCCGGAUUUUACGCUCGUACCGCCCAGCCAAUCUGCUCAGAACACCAUCCUAGUAUCCAGGGAAUGGUCUGAAAGGGUUAAUGCGAAGGAGGGGCCUCGCUACGUCACAGAGAGACCUUCGCCCGACCCGUACGACCCUGUCAAGAUGGCACAACCUCAGCGGCCAAUGCGGCGGUUUCUUCAAUUCAUUCACGACUUCCUCUUCACACAUGCCUACAGCAGCACGUUCACCUCUCUCUUCCUGCUCGUUGAAGGGACUCUGCUGAUAGCGAUCAUCCACAAAGUCCGUUACACGGAGAUUGAUUUCUCAACAUACCUCCAGCAAGCUGAUCUAUACGUCAACCAAGGUGUGCGCGACUAUGCCGCCAUCAAAGGUGACUCGGGGCCGUGUGUGUACCCAGCCGGACACUUGUUCGUGUACGGCUGGAUCUUGCGGAUCAUCGAACAGAGCCGUCCCUUGGUGCCAGCAGGACUGCUCGGCAAUAAGUCAGAGAUCCCCCCGGAGGGCCUCCGCACGGUGCAGUACUUCUUCGCUGGACUGUACCUCUUGACCUUUCGGCUCGUAAUGAACAUUUACUACAUGGCAUCUUUUAGCUACCAGCACGAGAAGCCGGGCAAGGUCAGCAGUUCCCGGUCGGCGCUUGCACUAGCAAGUCGGUCCUUCCCGCCGGCGCUGCACCUUGUCACGUUCGCAAUGUCCAAGCGUCUGCACAGCAUCUUUGUGCUACGCCUGUUCAACGACCCAGUGGCCAUGGCAGUCUUUUAUCUGGCUACCGUGCUCCUGUGCAAGAGAGCCGUCAUCAGCGCAUGCCUUUUGUACAGCUUUGCCUUGAGCAUCAAGAUGAACCUCCUUCUCUUCCUGCCGGCGUGGGGCCUGAUCCUCGCUCGAGCCUACGGCAUCUCCGCUGAUAUCCCGACUCUACUUAUCCCACUUGUGCAGCUCGUUCUUGGGUACCCAUUCCUGGAACACAAUGCAAAGGCGUACUUGCGGCAAGCAUUCGACUUCAGACGAGCCUUCAUGUACGAAUGGACCGUCAACUGGCGCUUUGUUUCUGUAGAUUCGUUUAUGUCGUCAAGAUUUGCGCACUGCCUUCUCGCAUGCCAUGUCUUCGCGCUGCUGUGCUUUGCAGCUUUCAAAUGGACGGAACUUGGGCGGAAAGGCCCCGUGCGGUGGCUCAGAGAGGAUAUCCUGCUCAAGAAUUCGGACGGCGGGAGAAAUGAGAUUCGAGGAUGGCCAACGCCGCGCUACAUCGUCACGACGCUGUUUACGGCCAAUUUGAUCGGCAUCACGUUCAGCCGCAGCUUGCACUACCAGUUCUUCAGCUGGUACGCGCACCAGAUCCCAUUUCUGCUAUGGAGUGCUGAUCUCCCAUUACCUGUUAAGCUAGCUCUGCCGGUUGCGAUCUCGUACGGCUGGGAGACAUUCCCGUCUACCUCCCUUUCAUCGGGUAUGCUGUUCGCAGCGCAUCUGGUGCUGCUCUACGGUGUGUGGCGCAGCGAAGACGGCGAUGCGCUGACGGACGGGAUACGGUCGCGUUUGACAAGACGGCUUGAUGAGGAUGUCCAAGGGCAAAAAGCGGGAAAGCACGAAGCGGAAAGGACAAAGCGGGGGGUGGGGGUGAGAAAUGACUGAGGGUAGGGACAAGCAUGCCUAUGACCAGCAGGCAGAAGGUUAUUUACCACCUUUAAUUAAUUACUUCUGUGGUAUUAAUUGUCCAAGGCUGUGUUCGUUCGUCUGCGUCAUCAAGACUGCAAAUUGUCGCCCUCGCCAGAUACUAGGGCGGCUUGGAGUAGGGCACGUUCGCUUGGGGUAGACCAAGAGAG